AAUGUGGAGGCACAGGUUUCUUGCGAACAGUGGGCAUUUACAGAAAGUAAAACAGAGCAUGGUGUCUGGGAGGCUAUUGUUUCCAGUCUCAAAACAUGUGAAAGCGAAUUGUCACCGAACGUUAAUGUUCCGAAAAAUAUAGAAAAUGCUGCUGAUGAUGAAGGAAAAUUUGCUUCACCGUACUACGUUACACUUUUCAAUAAAAUAUUAAAAAAGGUUUUUUGCAACGGAGGGCAAUAUAGUGAAUCGCGUUUUUGGGGCGAACGUUUGCUCAUCAUACAUGAGUUUUUACACCUUUCAGCUAAAGCCAAGCAGUUGUUGAUUCGACUGUUUCUUCGCAAAAGGAAAUGGUUACCGGUUGAUAAGCUCUCCUAUCCUGACAUCUCCCAGCCACUGCAGCCAUUAUUUGAAGAGCUUUCACGAGCUGGGCUCGUUGACUCAAGCCAUACAUCGCUUCAUGAUGUUGAAGAAGCGAUUAACUUAUUACAUGCACCAUCGUUAAAAACUGUCGCGAAGCAUUUUCGAUUGGAUGUGACUAAAGCCAAAAACGAACUCUCUCGUUUGUUGGUACAAUUCGCUUCUCAGAAAAACGUCUUUGGAAUAACGAUGGAAAAAAAGUUGUUGCACAAGGUCAAGCAAGAGCUCGGUUCUUGUUUUCGCUUACGACAAGAAGUGAUAACUCUGUUUUCUGCUCUCUUUACGCUUUACUCACCGAGCGAUAUGAAUCCUGCACUGCUUUUCGAUCAACCAUCCAUAAAUCUACCUUCGCAUUUCUUGUUUGUUAUGCUGCAGUUGGGCAUCGACAAAAUUCGUUUUCCUGCCCCGCACAAUCCGCCUUUAAUAAAUAUCUAUACAGAUUUGGAAAAGCUGUUCAGUUACGUAAGAGCGAAGGAAAUGGAAGUCGAAAUAGCCAGAUGGACACAACAAGGAAUGUGGACGGAUAUCAUUCGUUCGGCCAGAACGGCUCGUGAUCACUUCGAACACUCAUUUUCAACACAAAGAUCUUUCAUCGAGUCACUUCCACCGUAUUUGCGACGCUUCACUGAUGCGCACAUUUAUAUGAGAUGUAUAACACAUGGUGUCGGAGCUUUCGAACGAGUCAGAAAUUAUGAGGAAGCUGUGGCCUGGCUGGAGUAUCUUCUCUACGGCGAACAAUUUAAAUCAAUUUUUUGCUUCCAUCGUGGCGAAUGGUGGGAUCGAUUGGCGUUAAAUUUACACUUUCAUCUAAAGGAUAAAGAUCGAGCAAUGAAAGCAGUUGUCGAUGGUUUGGAGGAUCAGUUGGUAGGCGACAAAGACCGUUUACUUCUUCAGGAAAUUAGUGUUGUCUUAGUGAAUACAUGUGAUUUCCUCGUGGGAAAUGGAUUCGGAAUGUUUUUGGUUGUUCAAGAGAUGGAGCUUCGUUCGAAUGUAAUGUCGAAGUACUGGCUUUGUUUCACUAUAUCAAAAAUAAAGGAUUCAAAGAAGGUUGGUUUUUUCCCGGAAGCUCUGCAAGCUUCAGUUUGUCUUGUAAUCCAUUAUACCGUUAGCGUGUCUGCAGGUUUGCAUGCCGAAGGUACAUUGUGGCAUACUGUCUUCGGACUUCUUUUUUAUAAUAUUAUUUUUGACAGCGACAUCGAAAAUGUAUGGUUUAGCGAAACGCAGAUGAACCCUGCUGAUUUGAAUGAUAGAAAUUUCUACGCCCACCGGCAAGAUCUGUUUGAAUUGCGUUUCAAGGAAAUUGAAGAAUCAAAUAUUGAUGAUCUCUUACGGGAAAUGGAGAAUAUUUAUAAUUUGCAUUAUGGAGUUACUAAUUCCGAAAUUUCUUGGGAAUGCUUUACUGACUUUAAACAAAUUAGUGUAAGCAAUGUUUUACAAACUUUCCAUUUUAAACUUCAUACAUGUUUUGGGUAA
Gongylonema pulchrum is the source of this 1890-nucleotide messenger RNA. NCBI's taxonomy places the organism in Eukaryota, Metazoa, Nematoda, Chromadorea, Rhabditida, Gongylonematidae. The record is from the annotation of a GenBank genome assembly.